Molecule: messenger RNA, 624 nt
Organism: Acaulospora morrowiae
Lineage: Eukaryota; Fungi; Glomeromycota; Glomeromycetes; Diversisporales; Acaulosporaceae
Source: the annotation of a GenBank genome assembly
AUGCACCCGACACUCAACCUCCUAAAGCAACAACUCAGGGUACAGCAUGUACGUCGUGGAAUGUUGGGUGGUAUUCGCGCGAAAUUUGCUUAUCCCAUACGCGAGCCAGAACAAAAGCUUCCGGUGAUCAAAGAGAAAAAACCAAAGAAGGUUCGCGAGAAACCACCUUACAUGGAACAACGAACCUACAAGCAAGCAAACAAAGGUCUCUAUGCUGGUGCGCAUAUCCAAUUCGGUAAUCAAAUUUCCGAGUUCGGUAACAAAUCUCGACGCACAUGGAAACCGAAUGUGCAUCCUGUAAAAUUGUAUUCGGAGGCAUUAGAUAGACGACUUGAGAUCAGGUGUACGCCUCGAGUAUUGAAAACCAUCGAUCAAAAAGGUGGAUUGGACAAAUAUUUGUUGGGAAUAAGAGAUAACGAGUUGGGUAAGAAAAUGUAUUAUUUAAAGUAUGCCAUUAAUAAUAUAAUUGAAGGGAAGGGUAAUGAAGUCCCAUCACGAGAGGAUAAAUUAUUGGAAUCUGGAAAGAGGUUAUUGGAAUCUAAAAAGAGGUUGUCAUUGGAAUCCGAAAAAAAGUUGUCAUUGGAGGGUGGGCCGAAGCAAAAGAACGAUGGAAAUAAAGAAUGA